AUGGCUAUAUCCUUCUAUGAAGAGGAUGCUAGGAGGGUAAUAUUCCCCCACGAUGAUGCAUUAGUAGUUACGCUAACGGUUGCCAACCAUAAAAGCCACCGAGUCUUGGUGGACAAUGGUAGUUCGGCUGACAUUUUAUACUGGCCGGUCUUCAAACAGAUGGGUGUUGACCGAGACAGGAUCCAACCGUUUGAUUCACCAUUGGUAGGGUUUGCUAGAGAACAAGUCCAGCCAAUGGGACUCAUCUCCCUCUCUGUUACAGUGGGGACAGGUCCUAGGCAGUCUACAACUAUGGUGGACUUCUUGGUGAUCGAUCGACCGUCUACAUACAAUGCGAUCAUUGGUCGACCAUCCCUUAAUAAGUUGAAGGCUGUAACCUCAACUUACCAUUUGAUGAUGAAGUUUCCUACUGAGGAAGGAGUAGGAGAGGUGAAAGGAGAUCAAGCUGCAGCAAGGAAAUGUUAUAAUAUUUCCCUCAAAAAAUCAGAUCUUGCUACGUUGACGGUCGGCGUGGUGGGUAGCCGAAGCCAAGAUCCCCUAAAAGGGGAACCUGUCGAGCCCUUGGAAGACGUGGAACUGGGAGAAGGAAAGGUAGUAAAGGUAGGAACACAGCUCGCCUCGGGAAUCCGAGACGCUCUCAUAACUUUUCUCCAAAGAAACAUGGAGGUAUUUGCAUGGACUCAUGAAGAUAUGCCGGGAAUCAGUCCCGAUGACAUUCACCAUCAACUCAAUGUGGAUCCAAGCAUGAAGCCAGUGAGGCAGAAGCGAAGAAAGUUUUCCUUCGAGCGGAAUAUGGCCAUCGCCGAGGAAGUAGAGAAGUUGCUUAAGGCUCUGUUUAUAAAAGAGGUAUAUUAUCCCGACCGGUUGGCCAGUGUGGUGCUGGUCAAAAAAUUCAACGGGAAGUGGAGAAUAUGUGUGGACUUUACAGACCUUAACAAAGCAUGCCCAAAAGCCAGCUUUCCUCUGCCACACAUUGAUGCGUUGGUAGACUCAACAGCUGGAUAUGGCAUGACUGACCGAGGCCUGUACUGCUAUAAGGUUACGCCUUUCGGUCUAAAGAACGCGGGAGCAACAUAUUAA
Messenger RNA from Corylus avellana, 1080 nucleotides. RefSeq lists its product as uncharacterized. The record is from RefSeq and is a predicted model, not a curated record. NCBI's taxonomy places the organism in Eukaryota, Viridiplantae, Streptophyta, Magnoliopsida, Fagales, Betulaceae.